Phycomyces blakesleeanus NRRL 1555(-) is the source of this 534-nucleotide messenger RNA. RefSeq lists its product as hypothetical. The transcript is spliced from 3 exons. The coding region runs from base 1 to 534 and encodes 177 amino acids. Lineage: Eukaryota; Fungi; Mucoromycota; Mucoromycetes; Mucorales; Phycomycetaceae. The record is from RefSeq and is a predicted model, not a curated record.
AUGUCCCCCACUCACCCUCUCAGCCAUCAUCUACGUCCUCUCUUCUCAUUCUCGCUGCACUCUAACAUGGUUUCUCAUCUGUCUUCCCAAUGUUUCCUGUUUGACUUUAGGUCACUUGCCUUCCUGGUAAAGCCAAGAAGUCUUCAGAUCAAUCCUGAUAAUUCCAAGGCCUAUAAAACUAAAUUGGCGACAACAAAGGAAAUAUUUGAAACCGUCCAACUAUAUACAUCUCCCUUCAAUCAGCGAUCUGUAUGGGCUUUUGAAAAGUGGUGCUCGACCUACAGCGUAUCAUCUUUAAAAGCAAAGCGAGCCAGAAAUUCAAAUAGUAGAGAAGGACAGCUUUAUAUAUUAGGUGAUACUUGUUAUGCUAGCUAUGUCCGCAAGUCCCCAUCUGACGUGGAUUUAGAAACAAGGUCGAAACUCUUACAAAAAAUGGUUGACGAUCUGCUUGACCGCUCCCUUGUUGAUAAAGUUUAUGUUUCAGUAUCUAGUCUUACAUCUUCGCCGUUUAACGAAAGGGACUUAAAAGAUUGA